Polypterus senegalus (gray bichir) is the source of this 1355-nucleotide messenger RNA. Its product is annotated as proepiregulin-like. Bases 106 to 570 code for a protein of 154 amino acids. The record is from RefSeq and is a predicted model, not a curated record. NCBI's taxonomy places the organism in Eukaryota, Metazoa, Chordata, Cladistia, Polypteriformes, Polypteridae. Gene Ontology annotation, biological process: epidermal growth factor receptor signaling pathway; positive regulation of mitotic nuclear division; positive regulation of cell population proliferation. The transcript has 5 exons.
AAUUCCUUUUGUCUGCCCACAGGCUCAGUUGCCUAAUAACAAAGGUCUUUGCCUUUAAAAAGUCAGCUGUACAGGCAGGCGUUCAGUUGAUUCUGCAGAAGGGAGAUGAUAAGCCACAGAGCCUUUGCGUUUCUCUUACUAUUAGGUGUACACAUGCUGAAAAGUGUUCAAGGUACAACACCUUCUCCAUCUUGUAUCCCGGGGCAGGAAUGCUUACCAACAGGUUCAUCAUUCACUUCAUUCUCAGCAAUAAAACCUCGGGCGGAAGAAGUUAGAAUAGAAAAAUGUGGGCCUGAAAUGGAAAAGUACUGCUUUAAUGGUGAUUGCAUGUUUUUUCCUGACAUUAGAGAACAUCACUGCAAGUGUGAUGCUGGCUUCACAGGCAUAAGGUGUAUUCAUUCUGAAUUGGUUUUCAUGCCCAUGAGUAAAGAACAUUUGAUCCUAACUGUGACCUGUACCCUCUUGUUACUUCUGGCUUUUGCAGUUGCCAUCUACCUAACUUACAAAUGGUGCAAAAAGAAUAAGUGUCCUCCACAGCAGAAAAAGUAUCAAGAAGUCCAGCUUGCUUGAGAAAAUAUUAAACUUACAUACAGCAAGAAUGAAUGCAAAGUAUCUUCUUUAGACAUAAAAUAACUGACUCCAGUGGAGAUUCAUGAACUUAUUCCACAACAUUUGGACUUGGACUGCCAUUCCUUUACAUCUAUUCUUUGUUAAUAAAUAUGCAGUUAAUUGUUAUAUAUAAUUCUAUAUUGCCAAUUACAGAUAAUGUUUAUUAGUUCUCUAUGGCAUUGCAUUUUAAAAUUAAAUUACAGCCACUUAUUUAAAUACAAAGAAACAUUUGACAUGUCCUCCACAAAUCUGAAUGCUGCAAGUGAUUACAGAAAUAUAGUUGUAUUUUCCUAGCUUUGGAUCCUUUAGUCCUCAAUAGCCUAACUUCUAAAACCUGCUCAGUUAUUAUAAAAGCAGACAUAAAUCACUGAGUUAUUAUAAAAAUAGACAUUCCCUAUAUGUGUAUGUUAUUGUUAAUGAUUCUAAGAUUGCAUUCACUCUGAGCCACAAACAUUUUUUGCUUAUCUGUAACUGCCCAUCUUAUUUGCAGAUGUUUAUGAAUAUAUUUAUGUAAAAUUACCUGCUUUUAACUGAUGUUUAUUUAUGUUACAAAAGUAAAUACAGAUUACACCAAUACUUUGUAAACAGUAUCAUUCCUUAUUACUUGGUAAAAAUGUAAAAACUUUUUAAGGUAAAUUUAUUAAACUACUGGACAGAAGCAAAUUCUGCUGCUUAUCCAACAAAGGUAUUAAUGUAACACAUCGCUAUUUAUGUGCAAACAAUAUAGUAUUUGUAUAAUAUUUAAA